AUGUGCCUUCGGUUUGGCAGUAUAAAUACGGUGGUGAUUACCUCCUCCGCCAUGGCGAAGGAGGUGUUGCAAAAACAGGACCUUGCAUUUUCGAGUAGGCAUGUGCCUAAUGCCAUCCAUGUACACAACCAGUUCAAGUACUCCAUCGUGUGGCUCCCAGUGGCGUCGAAGUGGCAGAGCCUCCGGAAAAUAUUGAACUCAAAUAUGUUUUCCGGCAACCGGUUGGACGCCAACCAGCAUUUGAGGGUCAGGAAGGUGCAAGAACUCAUUGCUUAUUGCCGGAAAAAUAGUCAGGCCGGAGAGGCAGUGGAUAUAGGCAGGGCUGCAUUCAGAACUUCACUGAAUUUGCUGUCUAAUACAAUUUUCUCUAAGGAUUUAACGGACCCUUUUUCGGAUUCGGCCAAAGAAUUCAAGGACCUGGUUUGGAAUGUAAUGGUGGAGGCUGGGAAGCCUAAUCUGGUGGAUUUGUUCCCUAUUCUUGAUAAAUUAGACCCUCUAGGUAUUUGUUAA
Messenger RNA from Fraxinus pennsylvanica, 510 nucleotides. The record is from the annotation of a GenBank genome assembly. Lineage: Eukaryota; Viridiplantae; Streptophyta; Magnoliopsida; Lamiales; Oleaceae.